CAACCAUUAAUUUACUCAGUCAAAAUGGCAAUCACUUUAACACUUUAGUAACGGCAGAUGCUAGUUUUAUUUCCCAAUAUAUAUACAAGUAAUAAGCUUCGAAAUAAAUACGUUCAUCUUUUUGAUCAGAAGAAGGCUUUCCAGUUUCAGGAUGAAGCUUGUGGUUUUCAUGUUAUUCUUGCUUAUGCUUUCAUUGUAUUCUUCGGGAUAUGAGGAAGGUGGCGGAUUUACUCGGAAUGACCGAUACUCUUCGAACAAGGUUGAAGAGCCUAUUGAUAGGAUGAUGGACUAUCCAGAUCCAGGCCCAAACCCAAAACACGACCCGACAAUUCCUCCGCCUCCGCCUCCGAUGAAGAAGACAUGAUGGACCCACCCAAAUUAUGUAAAACGAUCAUAUUGAAUCAUUCCAUCUUUAUAAUAAAUUGAAAAUGUUUCAGAGACAUUUUUUUAAUGCAACUGCGUUAUGGUUUCUUCAUCAAAUUUGUUUUUCAA
Thlaspi arvense is the source of this 492-nucleotide messenger RNA. The record is from the annotation of a GenBank genome assembly. Lineage: Eukaryota; Viridiplantae; Streptophyta; Magnoliopsida; Brassicales; Brassicaceae.